UGUAUGCAUUCAAUUUAUGCAUGCAUGCAAUAUAUUUAACCUGAAACACAGUGGGGAAUCCAGCAGCAAAUUAGAGGAAAAAGAAGCACUCAGGGUGAGAGUGUUGGCAGGAGAUCUGCGACAGAAGUGCAGCAAAACAGCGUGAGAAGGAAAUGAGAAGGCAGAGAGGAAAAGAUGGAGGCAGCAGUGCCACGCUGGCAGGAAGGCUCUCCCUGGAGUUCAGCCAAGUGUUCGUUGGGGUGGAGGUGGGGGCGUUAUGCACAACAAGAGACACAGAGCAAAGGAUCCUGAAGGUUAUCAGUGCAGCAUUGCUUCUGCGAUGUGCAGAGAGCAGCAGAUCUCAGCUGAAAGUUGUCCUUGACCCUGCAGCCAUCAACGGUUUUUCAGACGAAGGGUCAGACAGGGAGGCAAAGGAGGCCACGGAGAGGGCAGAGGAUUGUCUAACUUCAUCCUGUCAGGACAAAGGAGGAGGAAGUGGAAAUGAAAGGAAAGGAAAUACAGUGUUCACACUCUGCUGUCACCCUGUGAAAACAGGCAGGGAUAGUGGAAGGAGUUUCCAAACUUUUCAAGACAUUAAUUCAGCUUCAGACUGUCAGUUGGUUCAGCACUGUUGGAUGUCUAUCGCCAUUGCAGAAAUGAUCCAACAACAACUUCGCUCUAUUCAUUCCUUCUAACAGUUGUCUGUCUAUUCCUCUGCCUGCUACAAUCUCCCACAGUCUUGCACCCGAUCACCCUCCACCCACGUAAACCUCCUCUCUCACUUGACCACAGCACAGUGACCUCACCCCAUUUGUUGCUCAUUGGUCUCUGUGGUGAUGCAAACUAGAUGGACUAGACAUUCGAUUGGAUAAUGCAGGGAAAUCCCGGGAAAACCCCUCCCAUUCUUUUAUGUUCAUCUCAAAACAGAAGGGUCAAAUGUCUGCAGUCUUGCCUGCAUGUUGCAUCAGACAAAAACAUUGUUAAAUAGAGCGUUUCCGCUGUGUUGGAGCAAUUCAGAUUUCCUUUUUGCAGACUCUUUUUACCGGAGAAGAAACGUCAGCAGAUAUUUGGGAGACCAAAGUUUUAAUCUGCAUUUCUUCUGCUUGUAUAAGUAUCGUUUUUGCAGUAGAAGGACAGACAUUGUUGAACUGUUGGAUGCUUUUCAUUUCAUAUUUUUGAUCUUUUCCAUUUUGUUUCUUUUUUGGUCUUCUUUUUUUGUGCAAACCUUAGAAUAUGAUCAAAAGCUUUAACUCUGAGCACAACAACCAGAUUGUCAGCUUUGAGUUGCAUCAAGAUAAACUUAGUCAUUUUAAGUUCCACCGACCCAAAACAGAAUUGAUAAUUAGUCGAGCAAGCGAACAGGAAAAUGCUACUUAAAAAGAAGAGACUUACUUUUGUCCCAGAUGAGGAUAAAUGCCAAGCCAUCUUUGCUGCAGUAGCUGCCUACAUGAAGCACCUCGAAGUCAAAAACAGGGCAGGAGAUAGUAAAAAGUCCAAAAGAGGUUUCCCUUGGAUUAAGAAGAAUCAUGAUCCUCAAAAACCCAGGACUCGGGGGUUCCAUGUUCCAAUCUGGAUUGGAGGCAGUGCAGUCGAAGGCAAACUAAAAGAAGCUGAAGUGGACAAAGAUGCUAAGGGAAGGGAAGUUAAAGGGGGUCCAGGCAGAGGCUCAUUGACCGAAACUCCAGUUCCUUCCAUCAAAAAACCUGAAAACUCAGCCUCAGUGCCAAAUGCGGAGCCUGCUGGCAACAACUUGACCCCCACCACCACAGAGCCCACUCCAACCGAUGGUCAGCCAAUCACUUGCUCAGACCUCCCCUCGCCGACAGACUUGCUCCUUCCAGAGAUCGGAGCCGUUGUUCCUAUCAUUGAGCACAGCUCACCCCACGAUGCUCACCCAGAGGAGUCGGACAGAGAAAGACGGAAGCCAAGCAGGAAAGUAGGACGCAGCGAGAGCGCCCGCGUGGACCGGCACUCGUCUCGGCGGCGUGGCUCUUCUCGUAAACAGUCUCGCUCCCGUAGCGACGUGGACCUGCAGCCUCCGUCUUCUGCAACAACUCCUACCCCGCUGUCCCCGCAGAACCUCCAUCCUUUGGAUGGGCCAGCUUUCCCUUCUGAAGUGCCUGGCCAGGCCCCAACAAGCCCGUCCCCACAGUUGGAGGAGAUUGACCCCCGCUUGCAGGAGUUGGAGCAGGACCCGCCCAGCUGGAGGGUGCUGGCGUCUUCUGAGACCUUAAAGAACCUGAGCAAGAAGGAGACCAAGAGGCAGGAAGUCAUAAACGAGUUGUUUGCCACAGAGCAUGCCCACGUGAGAAUGCUGAGUGUCCUUCAGUGGGUGUUCGCCAAGCCGCUGGAGAGGGCGGAAAUCCUCUCUGCCCUGGACCUUGAGACCAUUUUCCCAAGCCUUGAGGAAAUCAUUGACAUGCACUAUAACUUCUAUGAAAGCCUGAAGAAACUGCGUGUCAGUGACAACUACAUCGUUAAAAACAUCAGCCCCACAUUGCUCAACAGGUUUGGUGGCCCUGAAGGAGAAUGGUUUCAGAAACUGACAGCCAGAUUCUGCAGUUACCAGACCUAUGCUCUGGACCAGAUCAAGCAAAGACAGAAGAAAGACGCUCGCUUUAACUCUUUUAUACAGGAUGCAGAGAGUAAACCCCAGUGCCGCAGACUGCAGCUCAAAGACAUUAUUCCUACAGAAAUGCAGAGGCUAACAAAGUAUCCACUGUUGCUGGAAAACAUCGCAAAGAACACAGAGGAAAAAGAGGAGAAGGAGUCGAUCCAGCAAAGUGCAGAAUGCUGCAGAAAGAUCCUCAACCAUGUCAAUGAAGAGGUCAAAACAAUGGGGAACAUGUUGACUCUAAAGGAGUACCAGAAAAAACUGGAAACAUCGGGGCUGAAAGCCAGUGUUGAGCUUUAUACUGAAUAUAAGAGCAUUGACUUGACUCAGAGGAAGAUGCUUUUUGAAGGUCCGCUGGUCUGGAGAGUCACCAAAGAGAAGGCUAUUGAUGUGCAUUGCCUGCUGCUGGAUGAUAUGCUGGUUCUUGCACAGAAGCAGGAGGACAAGAUGUUGCUAAAAUGCCAGAGUAAAAGUAACAUUACUGCACAGGAGGGCAAGCAAAUGCUGAGCCCAAUUAUAAAGCUGGACUCCGUUUUCCUCCGUGAAGUGGCAACAGAUCGGAAGGCUUUUUAUGUGAUAUUCACAUGGGACAGUGGAGCUCAGAUCUAUGAGCUGGUGGCUCAGUCUAUUGCAGAAAUGAAAAUUUGGCAUGAUAUAAUAAAGUCAACGGUUGACGUUCUGAAGAAGAGUGGAACAUCCAUACGGUUACAUAUUCCUCCUGGAGUUGGGAUUACUCCUCUCAGUCCCACCACGCUGAGUGCUCCAUUGAAUCCAUCUGAGAAUGGAAGUUUAAGAGGCAGCAGCGACCAAGAAAGGGACAGUGUGACAGAUCACAACGCUGUUCCUCCAAGGGUCAAUCUGAUAGAGACGUUGACCGACAGGGGUCUCCUUCAGGUACUGGAUUACUCCAGCAGGAACCAGGAGAAGGUGGCUGACGGUGCUUUGGAUGAAGUCAUGUCACUUAAAAGAUUGCUGAUUGGCAGCAUCAGCCUGUCAGAGGACUCGCAGCAUGAUGAAGAACAUGAAGAGGAGCAACCAGAUAAGCCGUCUCAUGAAACGGAGGCCCCUCAGCCAACAGUAGAAAGCGAGUCUACAGACAGCGGAUACAUGCAGGUGAACACCAGUCCUUCUGCGAAGGAAGAUGGAGCAAAACAAGAAGAUGAAGACGGGAGUAUCUUUGCCCCUCUGGUCUUGUCCCAGGAGAGAAGAGCCGAAGUAAGCAGGAGGCUGGACAGCCUGCUGCAAAUGAUACAGAGACUACAGGCUGUGGAAGAGGAGCAUCACAAGCUGAGCGAGGUCCUUUCUGAGUUCUCGCUGGAAAGCGCCAACUUCCAGUAAGAUGCCACUUUGCCACCUGCUGGCAACACGGUUUUCUUCUGGCUCUGGUUCAGAACAACAUGACUUUCAGAGGCUUCCCUGGAACUUCCAACCCCCCCCCUAAAAAAAUCGUCUUGCCUGGAUCCAAGCUGUCACUAUUAUAUCUUUGUAUCAGAGCUGUUUGCUGCCAAAGCAGGAAGUUUUCCGUCUGCCAGAGGAGUGUAAUAGCUUUGCGCUCAGUGAUGGAGCGUGGGAGGUGUGUGUGUGUGUGUGUGUGCGUGCGUUUGUCUGUUUAGAUGCAUGUUUGAAACAAAGGUAUGGAAUGGAGUAAAAAAAAAAAGAAAGGAGAUAUCCUGCUUUUGAGUGGGAGGUUGUUUUUGCAGAGAGGUGCCAAACGUAAUGAAGCAAUAUUUUGAUGCGAGAGAUAUGCUGCCUAAUGAAAUGUAGUCUUUUCUUUCUGCUGUAACACACAUAUGCACACCCGAGACAUGUAUGCUGGAACAUAAUUGACAGUAAUGCCAAGAAUAGCAAUGUAUAGGAAAAACAAACCCUCAAAGGGUAAUGUAGCAUUAGAAGGAUUAUUAAAAAAAAAAAAAAACAACUGCUGGUAUGUAUUAUUUCUAGUUUAUGCCAAAGUACAACAAAGAUGCACUUUUUCUCUGAUCAAGACGAGUUAAAAACACACUGUAACCACAAAAUUUCUUAUUUAAACUUUGUUUCAGUAUGCGGUUCUCAUCAGUUGGGCUUUAUGCAAGCAGUCCUCUGUGUCGGAAGGAUGCAUGCAAGAAGGGGUGUGUAUGUGUGUUACCGGGUUUGAGAACGUGUUUAUUUGGAAUUUCCUUUCUGUCAUUCUCAGUAAAACAUUUAUGAAUAGCGGCACUAUAGGCAAUCAUGCUGUUGAUAAUGGAGACGUGUUUGUAUGUACUGCUUUUAUUUAUUCCUCUGAGGAUUUUUUAGGUCAGCGAGUUGCCUCAUCUUACUGAUAAUGUUACAACACUGGGCCAGGUUGAGGCGAGAGCGGCGUGCAAAGGGUUGGACAAGGCUGCAGAAGGAAUUCUGGGAUAUGUAAUGCACAUCAAAGGUGGAAAGAGAGAAAACACACAGGCCUGAGAAGGAUGUUUGGAGUUUCUUGAUGUUUUUGGCUUUGGAUAGUUUGAUAGAAGGUCAUGAAGAGGACCGUGGAGAGAGCCUGAGUUUAGGAUUUGUGCUGAUGAAAUCUGAACUCAUACCUGAAAAGCGCCGAGAACUUCAGACUUGUUCAUAAAUGCACCGUUUCUGCAGCAUCGAGAGUUUGCAACUUCUGAUCCGAAACAUGCUUCAGUUGGGGUUAAGAUUUGUAUUAUAUGACAUUAGAUGCGUAUAUUAUUCGUUAUAAAGUCCCAACUAGCAAUAUUUGUAUCAACGCUUUUCCUGCCUUUGCAUUUUACUCAGCAGUUGAUUGUAAUUAUAAUUGUUGUAGUAUAAUUCCUAAGUAGUGGCAUGAUUGAGACUGUGCACACAGGACCAAAGACAUGACAUAAAGCACAUUUAAGAGUGGAAAAAGUGUUUUUCAAUAAAUAAAUUAAAAAAUACAGUUGAUUUAAAUGAAUGUACUGGUAAAUAUUAUUAGGACUAUUAAAGCUUUAUGACCAAAUUGCAGCAGUAUUUGCAGGUCUCUGAUAUCCUGCUUACACCAUAAUGACGUUAACCAACUAACCAUCGUUCAGGUGACCAGGUGCAUAAGAAAUCUAGCUGCAAGAGGCCAAGCACUGUUAAAGAAUCUGUUACCAAACUGUUUGCAUGGGACCUGCAGAGAAAGAAGGCUAGGACAUGCUUAAAACUAGACAAUGUAACAAAUGACACUUUCAGGACUUGAAGGAAGGAAAGCUGUUGUCUCAUUCCAAUGUCACACUGUAAUCAUGAUCGCUUCCUGAUAUGCAUUCUCAUUGUUGCCACAACAGAUCCUACCUUCUGAACCUACUGAACCUCAAUAUACUUACACCAUUUAGUCACUUGAGUGCCGCAAGAACCAGAAUCAUGUCUGUUUUUUUUUAAGUAUACUGCCAUUUUUCUCUCAUGUCUUCCUCUUUAAACUGUAUGCAGUAAAAGAUAGUCUGAAGGCAUUUUCUUAUCUGUCUUCAUAGCAUAUUUACCAACUGCAUAGUGUUACCAGGAGUUUCAUUUAAUGUACUUAGAAAUAGGUUGGGGAUGUUAUUUCAUUUUUUUUCGUUGCUUUUUAAAGAAACUCUUGUAAUGUUGUGCUAUGCAUUUCCUGUUUCUGUAAAGCAGGGAGGAAUGUCUGCAACCAGUCAAUGCACCAAUGAAUUUAGCAAACAUGCAAAUAAUCUAACCAUGGCAGAUUCUGUUAACAUUUAAAAGUGUGACUUUUGACUUCAAUAUGAAAUGCAGCUUUUUCGCUAGUUGGAACUCUCGUUAUCAAAUCGCAAAACUCAGAAAGCACUCGUGAUGCCUCCAGGCUUCAUUGGCUGGCAACCAUUACAGACAUUUCUCCCCGUUUCUCUUUUUCUUUGAUGCUUUUUCUUAUUUUUUCUAUAUACCAUGUGUAAAGUGUGUUUAUAUAGUGGUGCCUUCUUCCUGUCCAUUGAUUUGUUUGCUUCUUAAAGGGCUUGUAAAGUAAAAGACAACUAAUUAAAUGAUUAAUAAGAAGUAAGACAUCAUCCCAGAAUGUUAAUUAGUACAUUCUGUAAUGUUCUAAUCAACAUCUCAGAAUGUUAAUUCAUAUUUAUGGUAAUUAUAUUUUAGGUUCCAACUUCCUCCCCUUUUGUUUCAAACUCCAUUAAAUUGUUAUGAUUUGAGCCCACUCAGCCAGAGCCUUCAUUAAACAACCACACUGCUCCUUCUUCCAGCUUAAUGACCUUAUAAGAAAACAAAAUGGAUAAUUGAGAACUAUA
Messenger RNA from Xiphophorus couchianus (Monterrey platyfish), 6801 nucleotides. RefSeq names its product Rho guanine nucleotide exchange factor (GEF) 1 (gene arhgef1). NCBI's taxonomy places the organism in Eukaryota, Metazoa, Chordata, Actinopteri, Cyprinodontiformes, Poeciliidae. Gene Ontology annotation, biological process: G protein-coupled receptor signaling pathway; intracellular signal transduction. Gene Ontology annotation, molecular function: G protein-coupled receptor binding; guanyl-nucleotide exchange factor activity. The transcript has 26 exons. Gene Ontology annotation, cellular component: cytoplasm. Bases 1346 to 3931 code for a protein of 861 amino acids. The record is from RefSeq and is a predicted model, not a curated record.